UUAUUGGGAAGGCGGAAGGUUUGAAAAGCCGGGACUUGUGACUGUUGAUAUUCCUGCACCGAGGCUGUAAGUUUGACCCUCUCCUGAGAGAAACGCAAACCUGGACUCGAGCCUAUCCUGUCUUGAAGCAGAAUUGUAAUCUGGUUAAUUGACUCCUUCCUUCAGAUUUCUUUUCAUUCUACUCAAGGCUUUGCUUUUAAGUCCAGGCUCGGAGGAAAAGGUCAAGCCGCUUGGAGCACGUGUGAUUUCACCUUCAGGCGGAUCUGUGUGUGAUUCAUCCGUUGGAACUGGGAUCCAGUUUCAGAGGCCAUGUCUGCAGAAUUCAUUUCAUCAGCAGGAGAGGAGGAAUGCCCCAGCUCCGGACCCAGUUUUAGAUCCAGUCGGAGGAAGAUAUUAAACCUGCUCCUGGAGAGAGACACUUCCUUUACCACCUGUCCAGAUCUCCCUAGAACUCCGGUGAACAAACUCUUUGGUGAUUCUGCAAACCUAAGCGUUUUGUCUGGAGGUACCCCGAAAUGUUGCCUUGAUCUUUCGAAUCUUAGCGGUGGUGGAGAGAUGUCUGCCAGUCAGCUUACUACUUCUGCAGACCUUGAUGAAACUGGUCACUUGGAUUCUAAAGAACCUCGGGAAAUACAUUUAACUGAGAUGAAUCAUCAGCAGCACCUUACAAAAUGCGGCCCAGCACAGCUGCUUUGUAGCACUCCAAGUGCUUUGGACCAUGGCAACAGGAAGAAAGAUGCAAUAUGUAGCUCAUCCACAAAUAAAGAAAAUGAGAACAACACUUUGAAGUCCUCAGAGUGGUGGGCACCCAGGAGCCUGAAGUUUCAAACGAGACAAGGGGGGCCUUACAUGUCUCCCCUUUCUCUACUGGACAAUGGAAACUUUUUGGAAAGUGAAAUGAAAUAUCUGGGCAGUCCCAUUACUACAUUUCCAAAAUUGGAUAAAAAUCCAGAGCUAGAAGAUCAGGCAGAGGAGACUUCUGAUGAAUUGAUGGAGUUUUCUCUGGAAGAUCAAGAAGAGGGCAAGGCAUCUCUGAACAGAAGCUCCUUGUAUCGCUCCCCUUCGUUGCCAGAGAAUUUGAACAGGCCAAGACUGAAGCGGGUGGUAAAAUUCAAGAACAACCCAAUACCAGAUAAAGAAAAAAAGGAGUAUUGUUCUAACCAAAAAGAGCUCAGGAAGUGGGGGGAUUCUUGUCAUCCUCAGGGCUUAGGUCUAAAGAAGACAGUUUCUCUCUGUGACAUUAAUGUCAUUCAGAUGCUGGAGGAAGAUUCUAACCAGGGCUCUCUGAUUGGUGAUUUCUCCAAGGUAUAUGCGCUGCCAACCGUGUCAGGGAGACACCAAGAUCUGAAGUACGUCAGCCCAGAAACAGUGGCUGCCUUGCUAUCAGGGAAGUUCCAGAGCUUGAUUGAGAAGUUUUAUAUCAUCGAUUGCCGCUAUCCAUAUGAGUACCUGGGAGGACACAUCCGGGAAGCCUUAAACUUGUACAGUCAGGAAGAACUGUAUAACUUCUUUCUGAAGAAGCCCAUUGUCCCUCUCAACACCCAGAAAAGAAUAAUCAUCGUGUUCCACUGUGAAUUCUCCUCAGAGAGGGGUCCCCGAAUGUGCCGCUCUCUGAGACAAGAGGACAGGGCUCUGAAUCAGUAUCCUGCAUUGUACUACCCAGAACUAUAUAUCCUCAAGGGGGGCUACAGAGACUUCUUUCCAGAAUAUACGGAGCUGUGCGAGCCACAGAGCUACUGUCCUAUGCAUCAUCAAGACCAUAAGGCUGAGCUGCUGAGGUGUCGAAGCCAAAGCAAAGCAUGGGAAGGAGAGCGGCAGCUGCAGGAGCAGAUUGCCUUACUGGUGAAGGAUGUGAGCCCAUGAUAGUGGGUCAGUGAUUGGCUGUCUAGGAGUCACCAAAAGACACAGUAGAAACGCUGAGCAGAAAGAAGCCAUGUUGUAUAUGACUAAACCCAGGAUUGUUAGAAGAUGUUUGCAAGCCAACAAGCUGCCAAGCUAAUAAAAUUCCAGGCCUGGGGGUUGGUUUUAGCAGAGCUGCGGGGUGGUGACUGAGUCCUGGAGCUGGCUCUAGAAGGGUGUGGCCUUGAGUUACAUGGAGAUUUGUGUUGCUUCAGGAAGUGUUUGCAUUCUCUUUCCAUUUAGACACGUCCUCUCACAAGCCGGCCAGCUCUUUCCCUGGGUUUCUGCCUGUUGCAACAGAGUUGUCCAACUUUUUUCUCUGUACUUGCCUUCUGUGUUUCCUUCUCUCCCUUUUUCUUAAAUGGGAAAAUAAACACUGCAGAAU
Molecule: messenger RNA, 2284 nt
Organism: Mustela erminea (ermine)
Lineage: Eukaryota; Metazoa; Chordata; Mammalia; Carnivora; Mustelidae
Gene: CDC25C
Product: cell division cycle 25C
Exons: 16
Coding region: 310-1863 (517 amino acids)
Biological process (GO): positive regulation of G2/M transition of mitotic cell cycle; G2/M transition of mitotic cell cycle; protein dephosphorylation
Cellular component (GO): cytoplasm; nucleus
Molecular function (GO): protein tyrosine phosphatase activity
Source: RefSeq, a predicted model, not a curated record